Molecule: messenger RNA, 8043 nt
Organism: Pecten maximus
Lineage: Eukaryota; Metazoa; Mollusca; Bivalvia; Pectinida; Pectinidae
Exons: 5
Coding region: 158-3232 (1024 amino acids)
Biological process (GO): Cajal body organization; protein desumoylation
Cellular component (GO): Cajal body
Molecular function (GO): SUMO binding
Source: RefSeq, a predicted model, not a curated record
CCCAGAAUGCAUUGCACAGGAGGCAGAGAGGAAAAUGGCGAGCUACAUGUGCGUCUACAAAGCCGGGAAAAGGCUAUUCCAUAAACACGGGAAACGGCAAUGAAAAACGGACCUAACACGUGAUGCAUUAGUAAAGGUCUUUUCGAAAGGACGAAAUAUGGAAGAAGGACAGGAGAUGUGCUGUGUGUGUGCAAGGAACGGCAAGGCCAGCAAGCUGAAGAUAUAUCAAAUUAACUUUGAUGAGGCCAUUCGGUUCUGUGAAGAUGACGAGUGUACAUACCCUGCUGGUAUGGAUAAUUCAUCAUGGGUCCUCAACAGAAAAUUUUCAGAGCUGCAAGUCAGUAAGCCGUCAGUGGUAAAAAAGAAAAGUGUACCAGUACCACAACAGACACAUCAAUCUUCAAUAAAAUUUCCCAAUUAUAACCACGGAGCUCAAAAGAAAAUAUCCAAUUCCAAGAGUCCAAAGAACCUUACUCCAGUGAAACCCACAUUAAACACAAAACAAGGCCAUUUGAAAACUGGACAGAAUAACAAUAUGCAUACUCCUCUUGCUUCAUUAUCAAAAACGGGACAGAGAGUUAUAUCCCGCAACAAGUUUCAGAUGAAAUCAGAGUCUCUAAUUCCAUUUCCUGCAUUACAACUGUCUGCAGGAAAGCCCAAACCUGAUACAGCAACUACAAAACAAAGGACAGGAUGUGGACAAUUCUUCAAAUCUGUUACAUCAAAAAAAUCUGAAAAAAGUCCUGAUGCAAGUAAUUCCACUUCUGCCAUGCAAACAACAGUAGAUAAAGGUGAUAAAGUUUGUUCUAGGACUAGAGAUCAUUUGAUGGCAUUUUAUCCUCAGUGGCAGAAUAAAGAUGCUCUUUGCUGGAUGGAUGUCAUACUGUGUUUGUUAGUCCACUGUAAGCAGGUUAACAAAUUACAAAGCAGUGAUCAAGAUUCUGAAACCUCCAUAGUUUGUACAUUACUGAAGGCUUAUGAACAAGCACUAUCUUUGCUGAAUAAAAGGUCAAUCUCUAGGACUUCUGGUCAACCUGAUGUUGACACGUCGGUGACAAUAUCAGAUAAUUCAAAGGUGAAUUCCCACAUUAACUCAGCAUCUACAUUAUUGUCUGAGGAAAAGCUUGAAACGAGAUUUCCAGAUGAAGAUGAGAACCACCUUGUCACAAACUCGGUCAAGAAUGAGGAGGAAGUCAAAACCGGUGCAGGACUUAAGUUGCUGAAAUCUGACUUUUUGAAAUUGAUGACAUCUCAUAGUGAUUCAGAAUAUUCAAAAGUGUUUGAUCUCCUUGGUGAUGUUAGGGAGAAAAUCUGGAACCUGCUUCAUCCGCGCCUUCAGUGCAAAAAAGGCAAGAAUGACAGUCCGGUGUUUGCUAUCCCACUUUUGACAAAGAACAGUAAGGACCUGGAACAUUUACUGUCUAUCAAGUACAACUUCCAUUUCAGCUGUACAAAAUGUGGUCUCCAAGAUGUUCGUCCCUACCAGAAAGUACUACCUACAUUCCCUAACACUACAAAGAAUUUUUCGAUGAAUGAUCCGAAGUUCAUACGACCCUGUUUCCGGUGCUUGGCUGAUGGACAGACUAUGACAAUGGUGUUUGAAAGACUGCCACCGGUCAUCAUGCUACAUUUCCAAGAGGGUCUACACAGCAACAAGUUCUCGGGCUAUGAUUUCUACCAUCAGGAUCAACUUUACCAAGUCACAGGAGUAAUUCAGUAUAGAAAUGACCCUGAUCAUUUCAUAGCCUGGAUACGUAAUCCUAAAGUAGAGCUCUGGAUGGAAUGCAACGACCUGAAGUCACCAAUCUGUCAGUUUGAUCAAAGCAGCCCCAACUUCCCAGCAGGCCAAGUCCAUAUCAUGAUGUGGGAGGCUGUUGGACCAGAGGAUUGCAAUGAUGUCCAAGAUAGCACAAAGAUGGCGUGUAACAGGGAUUCUGUUGGUAAUGGUCAUAUAGAGGUAUCCAUGGAUACCAGCAUAUCAAAUGAGAAUGACUUGAUGUCAUAUGUUACAGGGAAAGUGGACAAUAUGAAUUCUGUCGCCAGCUAUUGUAGCAGUGAUGCUGUUUCUACGCCAACCUGCUUGGGUUCACUUCCUACACAGAAGUCAAUAAAUAUGACUCCCAUAGGAGAUUGCCAUUUGCCAACGGUUGUUUCAGAAACUAACGGAACAUCAACAGCCCACCAGGUUACAUCAGCUAAACACACGGGGAAGGUAGCAAGUGUAUUGUUAGACCAGAUAUUGAGUAGAGCUAAUACUCAGAAGCCUGGAGAUGUGAAAAGGUUUCAACUAAGAAAUAUUAAUGCAAGUGCUCUACCUGGCGAUAAGAAAGGUUAUUAUGGUGCUUCAAACUUCAGCAAGUCAACAAGUGUUUCAACACACACUGACAAAAUACUCAACAAAACCAAGGAUAAUGUCACCCUCCUUCGAAAUAUGAGAAAUCCUAGACCACCACAAGUUUGUAAUGAUUCCAGAGAUCAUCCUAAUGCUGCAAACCUGCGAUGUUUACCAGGUCAAGGUUCAUUAAGUUUUCUAACUCGUAUUCUUGGCAACAAUAAAAGUAAGACAACAGUAUCUCCGGUUGUAAAAGGGAAAGUUUUUGAAGGAUACAAGUCCAAAACAUUUGAUGCAGCAAUUUUCACUUCAAAGAGCAGAACCAAAAGUAUGUCUGCUGAAGUAGACACAGAAUCCUUGACCAGCAGACCAAACAGUCCUGCACUCAGCUGUCACAGUGACUCAUUUGUCAUCCAGAAAAGAAAAUCUGAAUUAGUGUCGGAAAAUAAUAAACUGCCAGCUCUGAAACGACGAAGGUCACAAGAUACAAAUUUCACCUUGGUAUGUCCACAGGUCCGCAUGAAAUCUCUAAGUCUUGACACCGCUACAUCACUGACAAAGGAACUACCAAUCUCUAAUGCAUCGAGUAGUAUGAACGACAGCAUCGUAGAAACAGCCGCCAUUGGCAGCCAGUGUAGUAGUAAUACUGAGUUGCUUACCUCAGCUGUAAGGAAUGACUGUACUUUUCAGGAGUCAGAUAUCCUGCAAAAUCUCUACAGUGCCUUGAAUAUCGACAUGCCAGCUAAUACUGAUGACAGCAAGUCGCCCAUGAAAGCUGUCGGAACUGCACCGGUGGACGUUGAAAAUAUCCCAGACAUUUCUGAUCUAGACAAUUUCAUCAACACUAGCUGUGAUUCAAGUAUGGAAGACAACUUUGAUGACUUUUUGUCUGAACUUUGAGUUUACAAAUUUGGAAUCAAGAUUGAUUUAAAUGUUCUUCAGUUUAUUUUAAAAGACAGGUUAAAUUAAAGGCAGAAAAUAAGACAGGUUAAAUUAAAGGCAGAUAACGUUAUUUGGGAAGAACAAAACUGUAUUAUGUAAACUUAUGAAAUUUUCCUGAAUUAUUCCUUUGCCUUAGAUAUUUAUAUAUGCAAAAUCUUGUUUUUACUGGCAUUUUCAGAUAAUUAUUUUUUGAAUAGCAGCAAACUUAGAGAUUCAUUGAAGUCAUUUGGAUUUCAUUAUCAGAUUUGGAGGCAAAUUUGAAACUUUUAUUUUGUCUUUAUUGAAAAGUUAACUUAAGAAGUUUCCCAUUUGAAACAUACUUUGAAACGAUCAUGCCCUCGAUUUCCAUGCUUGAGUUUUAAGUUGGAGUUUGUAAGUAUAUUUACAAUUUUUCCUGUCAUUUUUUUCAAAUCCAGUUUAUCAUAAGAUGCAUGUUUUAGUAAUUCUGAAGUGUAUAUAAUUUGAGGAUUGUUUUCCAUAUUGAAAUGUUGCAAAGAGGUAAGUACUGAAGGAAGAUUGGAAUUUAUCUUAAGAGUUUGCAGAUUAAAAGAAAAUAACAUUGAGAGUAGCAAAAGAAAAUUGAUUAUGAAUGGAAAUGUAUGGUGAAAUGUAUAGUCUUACUAUAAACAGUUAAAGCAGUAGAAGAAUGAAAGUGAAUUAUAAAAACUUGAAAGGAACUUGUGUCCCCAUGUUCAUGUUCAAAUACCCAUUGUCACGAUUCAUAUUUUGUUAUUUUCUUUUUAUACAUUUGUUACUAUUGUUGAACAUUUUUAUAGACUGUUAAUUUUGAAAUACAAAUUGAAAAAUGUGUAAUAGUCAAGUUUCUUUUUAGAAUUAAUUCGGAACUAGAAAUGGGAAUCUGUGAUUUGGUACAUAUAUACCAAGCAAAAGGGAGGUAAUUAUGGAGUUGCAUUUUGAAAAUCAAGGUAGAGACUUGUCAAUGACAUAAUUAAUGUAAACCAUCUUGGUUAAAUGUAUGCCAAAUGUUUAUUUGGAUAUUAGUUCCAUGAAUCAUUGAACGCACAGACAACAGAUGAAAUAUUUUGGUGUAGAAAACAAUCCUUUAGGUUCUUGUGUCUUGUAAUUGUUGAAUAUGGUAAAAUGCAUGACAGGUUUUCAAUACUUUGGACUGUCAGGUUUUGUUUUCUCCCAUACGUCAUGGUUGCAAUUUAUAGCUUAAAGGGGAUGAGGGUGUGUAUAGUCUUUGGAAUAUUGAAAAGGUAUUCCAGUUUCUUCCAAUUUUCUCUCAAUUGUUAUCAUUAUCAAUUUCAAGGAAAGGUUAGCAAGCUAUAUCCUGCUUGAUAACAUUUACCACAUAUUAAACUGGUCUGUUCUACCAACUCACGCCGCCCUGUCGUAAAUAUCCUAAGAUGCCUGUCAUGAUACUACUGUGACAUCAUAAAUUAUUUAUGAUGUGAUGAUAAAUGUGAUGUCACACAAUUGUCGCAGUAGAGAAAAACAUAGCGUCUGAGUCAAUAUUCACUUGUAUUAUAUUCAACUAUAUUAAGUUUUUAUUUAUAUCAAAAAUACGAGUUGAGAUGAUCAACAGAAUCUAACACGUGUGGCUUUUUAAUUUAAUAUUUAAUUCAUUAAAUGAGUUCAAUAUUUGAUAUGCCGCAAGUCUGGUAAAUGAUAUUGUACCAGGCUCGUAACAUAUUUACAUUGUGCUCAUUUCAAGGGUGUAUGGUAUGCUAUACAUAUUCUCAAAAAUCAGUAUGAAGAUAUUAAAGUCAAUAUCUUGGAGAUAUCUUUAGUUUUAGCCCGAGGUGGUUAAAUUGGUAAAAUUAUAGGCAUCAAGUAGAAAAAAAGUUUGCAAUUUUACCAUUUUUUUUUAUUUCAUGAAAUUAAGCACAACUUUUGAGUUAAUUUUUAUUUUAUAGGAGAAGAAAAACACAACUUUGAAUGAAGCUCGGAUAAUUAUACAUCCAAGCAAAGAUACUUUUUAGAUCUUGGUUUAAGUACAUACAUUAAGGGAAAGUAUGGUAGGAACUAAAAUUAUUUGGUUGUAUUUGAGAUGUAGGGUUUGUGAGCAACAUUUGAUUUGUGUAGGUCUUUGAUGGAAAAAUAUUGUUUAAGUUACCAUAAAGAUUGGUUUAGUAUAUUGCCAGUCAUGGUUACUGGUGAAAAGGGCAUAGUAGAGGUUACCGAGAUGGCUAAAAUUUCUCUUGGUAUAUAUCUAGAAACUUGUCUUGAAAUGACUCGAGUUUUAUAUCAAAUAAUUAAUUUUGUAUUUUUGUUAUCUCACUUUCAUUAUUCGGUGACAAGUUGAGAACAACUGAUGGAUAUUGCCUAUGUGUCAGCGUUCCACCCCAGAACAUUCAUUUUUAAAAGCAUAGAAGUCCAUAAUUGAACAUCCCACACUCUUGAUACUUAGUAAAUAUAUUCAUUAGAGGUGUAGGAGCGAUGAUACAGCGAAAUGUGCGUGGUUGUGUUUAUUUUCGCUUUUUCAAUUUUAUUAUGUAUUGGACUAUCCCCCUUCCCCUUUUUUUGACAUCAAAACUCAAUUAACUUUGUUCAAUGUUUUUUUUUUGUUCCAUAAGUAUGUAUUUCACACUUGUCUCAUUUAUAAUGACAAAAUGACAAUUCUGUUUUGGAAGUAUUUUAAUUUGUUUUCUGAAUUUCCUUGGAACAUCAAAUCUUAAUUUGUUGUGAUAGCUUUUUGGAAAUUUAUUCAACUUCACAUAAAAUAUCUACUGUUUGUGUAUACAAGAUGCAAUGAUUUGGUAUUGCGAUUUUAUAUCCUUAGAAGUUUCUGAAAUCUUAAUGUAAUCAUUUUGCAAUGGCUGCUGCCAGUGUGCUUCAUUGAUUGCACUUGCUGAUGCUAUAUUAUUAUGAAGUUUUGAGACCAUUUCAAUAUGAAACUUACAUGAUCACAAUUUUAAUUAGGAAAUGUAAAUAUGUUCCAUUUGGUCAAGAGUCAUUUUUUAUUGUGUCAAAAGUCUGUUGAAAUAAUUUGUUAACAGUACUAGUGGUACUUUAAAUUUAUCAAUUGAUAAUGAUAACUUCUAUGUAAUAUCCUUAGAACAGUUGUGCUUGUAAAGAUAUUCAAUUGGAUACUCAUGUUAACCCUUGCCACUAUUUAAAUAUGUUAUUGUUUGUCAAAAGUCAAGAUCGUGUCAAAAAUUAUUAAUGUUCCCACUAUAAUAGCUAGGAAAUGGAAUAUCUAUGGAGUACUUUUUGGAAUACAAAUGAAUCAUGGGAAUAUGAAAAAAAAAUUCAAGGAAUUUCGAUGAAGCUUCAUACAACACCAAUGUAUUGAUUCCAACAUCAACGUCCGUCUCACAUAAAACUGGAAGUUUGCAAGGUCAUGAUUCUCUUUGAAAGGAACAUUCGUUGGUCUGUUUCUUGCUAUCUUGAUAGUCUGUAUCUUGAACAGUUCUAGUUAAUCAGGUCUGCUUCUACGUUUGACGUUUGACACGUAGUGCAUUUACAUGAUGUCGUCUGUCUGUGGUUUUAUAAUGACAAUGUGUAACGACAAGAUGAAAAAGAAUCCUUCCUUUUCUGACCUGUUCUUUCUCAAGAUAGCUGCUAACAUGGAAAGGCCCUUCGGUUUUGUCUGAACCUUGUGCCACAGAAUGGCUGCACUAAAGAGUCGUCUGGUGAAGUGAAAAAAUGCCUGUCCAAAUUAUCCGCUUCGAUGAAAGUGCCAGUCCGUCUGUCCAUUUACAGUUUCACGCCAUUUCGUCAUUACGUCAUUUCUUGACACACUCUUAAACAAUUGUUGUGAUCGUACAGACAUCAGAAUAGUAUUUGAAUUGAAAAAGGUUUGAUUAUUUUCAUUCUGUUUAAAAGGACGAUGAAUUUGUCCGUGGCCUGUGGUUUUUAGACUAUCUCUUGUCCGUUCGCCAAUCAACAAUUUGUGAACUGUGGUCUUAGACGUUGGCAUGAAAAGCCACCAUUUCUACUUCAGUUUCUUUAUUGGUUAUAUGAGGUCAUGAUGUCGUCUGAUUGGUACAGUUAGUAUUUACCCUAUAUACAAAAAUGGUGUCGUCUUCGUGGUCAUCUAUGCUGAAAAAACGUUUGUUGUUUUUGAGGUAGUGUUCUUUGUAGGAAAAGUCGUCAUAAUUAUGGAACAAUAAGAAGACUACUGACAAGCUCAAGUCUGUUCGUCUAAAGAUGGCUUCAAUUUCGACCAUCAUUGCUUUAUUUUCCUGAAUUGUCGAAAUGUAGGAGAACCAUGCAUUGGUACUUACGGGUUUUCGUCCAACCGUCGUCUGCUGAAAAGAAAACCAUGCAUUGCUUCUAAUUUAAAGACUAGUCCGUUCGUCUACCAAUGUUUCAAAUCCAACAGUCGCUGCUGUGGGAAAGCCCUGUCAUCAAUUUGUCUAAAGUAAACCUUGUGCCUUUCACAUAAUAGCUUCACAUCAAAGAGUCGUCUGUGGUAAAGUGAUGUUUUAAAUUCAUCAAUGGCGCUUUGUUCUAGUCGUCCCGGUUGGUGUAAGUGCCAGUCCGUCUGUCCUUUAAGUUAUCCUUAUAUCAGUAUCAACUCCAGUUUUAUCUUUAGCAGAUGAGAUCACAGAAACAAUGUAGUACAUGUAUGUGAAUUGAAGUCGUCUGUUACUGUGAAAAAUGUUUCAUUUCCAGUCUUUUAAUAGGACAAUCUGUCAUUGUCGUCUCCAUUGGUGUGUGUAUCAUAAGUCAGUGCAUGUUUGGUGGUAAUAAGUUUUGCAGGACAUUUGAAGUUGUCUUUUUAUGGCACAAACAACUUGAGAUAUGAAAAAAUCCAGUCCGUUCGUCUACUAGUGCUUAACGUCCAACAGUCGUCUACA